Molecule: messenger RNA, 1075 nt
Organism: Polypterus senegalus (gray bichir)
Lineage: Eukaryota; Metazoa; Chordata; Cladistia; Polypteriformes; Polypteridae
Gene: oaz1a
Product: ornithine decarboxylase antizyme 1a
Biological process (GO): positive regulation of protein catabolic process
Cellular component (GO): cytoplasm; nucleus
Molecular function (GO): ornithine decarboxylase inhibitor activity
Source: RefSeq, a predicted model, not a curated record
GCUCGCUCGUUAUCUUUCCAAACCACUCUGCUCGAGUCGAAGGGCACUUAAGAUCUGCGUUAGCAGUCAGAGGCCGGAUGGUGAAAUCCAACCUCCAGCGGAUACUGAACAGUCACUGUUUUGUCAGAGAAAAAGAAGGAAAUAAAACCAGGAUGCCUUUGAUUAGUUUCUCCAGUAAAAUCAACGAUAGUGAAAGUUCCAGGGUCUCCUUCAAUUGCAGUAGUAACCUGGGUCCCGGGCCUCUGUGGUGCUCCGAUGUCCCUCACCCACCCCUGAAGAUCCCAGGUGGGCGAGGGAAUAGUCAACGGGAUCACAAUCUUUCAGCUAACUUAUUUUAUUCGGAUAAUCGACUGGUGAUAACCGAAGAUUUAGCUUCCACCAGCAAGACUAAAAUCCUUCACAUUCAGUCCAGGCUCACUGACUCCAAGCAGGUCAGUUGGAGGGCAAUGCUCAGCAAUGCAAACAUGUACGUGGAGAUCGUCCCUGGUGCCCUCCCUGAAGGAAGCAAAGAUAGUUUUGCCCUUCUACUUGAGUUUGCUGAGGAACAUUUACAAGUGAACAAUGUGUUCAUCUGUUUUCACAAGAAUCGGGAUGACAGAGCGGCACUUCUUCGAACAUUCAGUUUUCUGGGCUUUGAGAUUGUGAGACCGGGUCAUCCCCUUGUCCCGAAAAGACCAGAUGCUUUCUUCAUGGCUUAUGCGAUUGAGAGAGAUUCCUUGGAUGAAGAAUAAACCUUCCCUUCCUUUGCUGUUUUUUGGAUAGCUUGUAGAUUUUUUUGAUUUCUGUUCAUUCACUCCUCUGUUAGGAGCCAUAUUAUCACUCUGCUGAAUCUUGUUUGCCUCCCCCACCCCCCCUUACUCUGCAAAGCUGAUUCUUUACCAAUUAAAAGGAUGUGAGGGGAGAGAAGAACCUUAACUCAGUUUUCUGGCGUUUCAUUUGCCAUUCCAUGGUCGGCAUGUUGAUUGUGUUCAAAAGUACACAGCUUAUCCUAAGACUGAAUUUUGCAUAAUUCGUACAUAUUUGUUUUUAAUUUUUGUUUUGAAUAAAAUUGUUUGGUAUUCUCACCAUUAAGGUA